Phycodurus eques (leafy seadragon) is the source of this 3519-nucleotide messenger RNA. RefSeq names its product v-rel avian reticuloendotheliosis viral oncogene homolog A (gene rela). Lineage: Eukaryota; Metazoa; Chordata; Actinopteri; Syngnathiformes; Syngnathidae. Gene Ontology annotation, biological process: inflammatory response; canonical NF-kappaB signal transduction; innate immune response. Gene Ontology annotation, molecular function: RNA polymerase II cis-regulatory region sequence-specific DNA binding; DNA-binding transcription factor activity, RNA polymerase II-specific. Gene Ontology annotation, cellular component: cytoplasm. The record is from RefSeq and is a predicted model, not a curated record.
UCUAUCCGUUCUCGGUGGGUGGGGAGACAAGGAGGCGACACCAGCGAGCGAGCCCGCAAGUCGACACGGUUUGUUUGUUUUUUUCCGCCAAGACUCCGCACGGUUUGGCGUUUGCAACCUCGACAAAAGGAGCCGUGAGAGUCCAGAGGGUCUUGUGGGAGCCAUGGCCAGUGUUUAUGGAUGGCCAAUGAACACUCUUAACCCAGUCCAAACAGCUAGCCCCUUCCUCGAGAUCAUCGAGCAGCCCAAGCAGCGCGGGAUGCGGUUUCGGUACAAGUGCGAGGGCCGUUCCGCGGGCAGCAUACCUGGGGAGAAAAGCAACGACACCACCAAGACCCACCCGGCCAUUAAGGUGCACAAGUACAGCGGCCCCUUGCGCGUUCGCAUCUCCCUGGUGACAAAGAACACGCCGUACAAGCCCCAUCCGCACGAGCUGGUCGGAAAAGACUGCAAGCACGGCUACUACGAGGCCGACCUGCAGGAGAGGCGGGUGCACAGUUUUCAGAACUUGGGCAUUCAGUGCGUGAAGAAGAAGGACGUGAUUGAGGCCAUCACGUGUCGGCUGCAGACCAACAACAACCCGUUCAACAUUCCCGAGGCCAAGGUGUGGGAGGAGGAAUUUGACCUGAAUUCGGUGCGGCUCUGCUUCCAGGCCUCCAUCACGCUGCCUACGGGGGAACUCUUCCCCCUGGACCCCGUGGUCUCGCAGCCCAUCUUUGACAACAGGGCCCCCAACACAGCAGAGCUGAAGAUCUGCAGAGUGAACCGCAACUCGGGCAGCUGUAAAGGCGGCGAUGAAAUCUUCCUCCUGUGCGACAAAGUGCAAAAAGAGGACAUCGAGGUGCGCUUCUUCCAGGACUCCUGGGAGGGCAAGGGCACUUUCUCCCAGGCGGACGUCCACAGGCAGGUGGCCAUCGUGUUCCGCACGCCACCCUACCGCGACGCCAACCUCAGCGAGCCCGUCCGCGUGAAGGUGCAGCUGCGCCGGCCCUCGGACCGCGAGGUCAGCGAGCCCAUGGACUUCCAGUACCUGCCCGCUGACCGGGACGAAUAUAGGCUGACUGAGAAGCGGAAACGCACUGGCGAUAUGUUCCAGAAUCUGAAGCUUGCACCUGUGCUGUCUACAGUGUCAAUUCCACCACCAGAUCGAAGACACAUCAGCCCCGUCCGGAGGACGGUCCCAGCCAAACCUCCGUCAAUGAUGGCCCCACUUUUUCCCCCCGUUGCCAGCGGAGCCAAAUCGCAACCCACCUUCACUUAUUUGCAGCAGAGCCAGAUGUUCUUGGACCACAACAAGGUGGGGGCCUCACCUUCCCCCAACUCUUCUUCCUCCAAUUCGGCAGCAGCAGCUACGAGCCAAACGUGGAAGAUCAUGGAGAGCUUGAACCUGGGCCCGCAGCCCAAAGUCGCGCAGGGUUCGAGUUUCGCCGUGAACCAGCCGCCCGUUUCCAGGCAGGACUACUCCACCCUCAAACUGUCAGACCUUCAGGAAUUCUUUCCCGACAUCUCCUCGGUCAUCACCCAGGAGCAGUUGGCCUCGCAGGGGGGCGUGGCCUCUUCGCAGUCUGCCGGCUUCUUCCCCUUACUGGCCUCUCAGUUCCCAGCGGACGCCGCUUCGGCCGAGGACGACAUCCCGCAGUUCCCCAGCUUUCCGGAAGCCCAGGCGCCGGGAACCCUGGACAGCCUCAACAUGGACGACUUUGUAGACCUCCUGAACCCUCCGCACGAGAGCGUCAACGGCCAGCGACCCGGCCCCUCCUCCGCCUCGUCGGCCACGACCCACCGCAACGCGGCGGCGCAGAACACUUUGGACCCGGCCGGCAUGCCGGGGAGCACCUGGAUGAAUUAUCCCAACAGCAUCGUCAACCUGCUCCAGAACGAGAGCAUGAUGGACGUCUUGACCAGUAACAACAACCAGCAGCGGCCCGCCGUGCUGGACGAGUUUGACGAGUUGAUAUCCGUGGAUGAGGAUCAUCUCAUUUCCAUUUUCACAGCGGAAGCCAAGCUGGUUUUGUUUCAGGACACCCGACCUAAAACGCAUUCAGAGCCCUGUUCAUCACGCCGCUUGUUUCGGGCCCAUUUGGAAAACCAUUUCAACAUUUAUUCCAGAUCCUCCAUAUCCUAGUGCGCUCUUUGUCCUCACUAGUUACACGGUUUAAGGGUUCUGGUUUUGAGUUGGGUUACUUGUGAGGACAAAGAGCGUACUAGUACAUGGACUGAAAGGUGGAUUUUAAAUAGAUGCUGCAACGGCUUCCCUUAGGGCAGACAUGAAGGGACCGAAUGUAGCUCACGAGGACACCAGCAAUAAAUGUUGACCAGCAUUUUAUUAUUCGUAUUUUUUUUGUAACUACAACAACGACAGGUGUGCUAUUCUCACGAGAAAUGCGAACAGAUUUAAAGGUAAGUCUAUGCAGCUGUUUGGUCAAAUAGUCCGUCUCCUUCGUAAUACAGCAAUGUACAAUAGUGUUCGUCAUCUUAAGAGGUUUCCUCUGUCCAGACAGAAGAAAUCUAGAAACCUCUUUCUGUAGUCAGCGACUUUGGGUCUCCUUGCCUACAAGUGAAGGCAUUCCAGCACCUAUUUUUUUUUUCUUCUCCCCCCCCCCCCCCUCGCCCCACAAAGUAAACAAAACCAAAACAAUUCCCAAACGACAGCUCGUAACUCACGGGGCACUCGUUAGUCAAGGUAACGAUGUACUACUUUUCUCGAACAUCUCGCCAAAUUGUAGUCACGUGCGCAGAACCAAAUGAAGGGUCUACUUGUAAAUAAUACAGGCAACAUUCACGUGUGCUGGUAUAGCAAUGAACUGUGAAAGGUUUCAUGCUUUGUUUGGCGGUAUCUCCCAAUUUGCAUCAUUUAUUGCUGUGUUUCCCAACCUUUGUGCCAAUAUAUAUAUAUACCUGUAUAUACAUAAGAACAAAAAAAAAAAAAGUCAUAACUGUUCAAUUCUCGUGUCAACUUUUUUUGAAAUGCCAGAAACAAAAAUGAUCGCGACAUCAUCGUCAAUGCAGCGAUGGAGCUUCUGAAUGAUCUCAGGCAGGGCUGACUUCUUCGGGAGUCACAAGGACUCAUGCCAUACCGCUUAUGACAAGGCUCCUUUCAACUGCGUCCGGGGCAAGUGGUGCUGGCCUCACCCAGUGCAGUUUUCCGGUGUUCAGUCCUAAAUUUUAAAUGCAAUGUCACACAGGAUAGGGAGAUCAUCACAUUCCCACGCAUUCAGGAUAAGUUAAUUCAGUCCAAGCAUGGCUUUUAUUCUGUUGCUGGCCUCACGAAAACUAUUUGUUUUCCACUUCCACUUCCAUUUCCAUCACUUCCGACUUCAUCAUCACGCUUCGGGUGCUCUCCCAAAUGUUCCCUGUUGAACAGGCAAUUUAGCACCUGCUGAUUUGGAUCUUAAUAGCAAAUCAGGCCUGUAGUGCCAUAGCACACUGGUUGGGAAUCACUGAUGUAUUGUAUGACUGCAGCUUCGUUUAAAUGGAUUCAAACCUACUUGCUUCAUUUUCUAAUAAAAGAUGUUUGGA